AUGAUUUCUAUUACUGGCCUCCCAUAAGUAAGUUAUUAAUUUAUUAAAGAAUGUCAAUGAAGAAAUGUUAUAUGAUAUAUUUCGAUUGUAUGGAAAACUCUUAGAAGUAAAGAUUAAUAAGGAAUAUUAUGAAUCUCAUUGUGCUAUAAUUGAAUUUGCAGAUGAGAUAUCUGUUCAUCAAAUCUUAUUUGAAUAGAAAGAAUUUAAAAUUAAUAAUAACAUUCUAAAAGUUUCACUUUAUGAUGAACAUAAUAAUGAUGAAUUUAGAACUGUUUAUUUAUAUGUAAAUAACUUUCCAUCAGACAUUACUUAAGAAUAAUUGUCAAUCUUUUUUGAAUAAUUUGGACCAGUUUUCAAUUGUAAAAUAAAAUAAUCAAAAUAAUCGAACCAUAAAUCAUAAUUGUAAAUUAAAUAAAUCUAAAGUAGUUCUGGUUUUGUAGAAUACUAGAGUUUCUAAACUACUCUUAAAUUGAUGGAAAUUUAUUUGAGAUAACCUUUAAAAGUAAAUGGAAAAAUUCUAAUUAUCUAACCUUUUAAAGAUAAGAAUUAACCAAGAGCUUCAAUCUAAAUAAUUAUUUAGGGAUUUUGUAGAAAAUUGAAUUAAGCAGAAUCAAAUAUUUUUCAAAUUUAAAGAUUUGUUGAGUUGACAUGGGAAUUAUUAAUAGUAGAAUAUUUUAACUCAAGAAAAUUACAAAUGAAAAAUUGUUUUGUCAAAAUGAAAAAUGAUGAACCUAUUAUAAUUUUGAUAUUUCCAACAUUAAGUGAUACCAUCAAAUUUAUGAAAUUAGCAGAUUAAAUUCAUGGACAUCCUUGUUUUUAGUAAGAUAUUGAUCUAAUUCCUAAUAUUUUUAAAAAUUAUUCUAUUGAUUCAUCUUUAUCAUAAACAUUUUAAUAAUUUUAAAAACUAAAUUAAUUACCAUGUGAACAAUUUAAAUAGAGAUCAUAUUAAGAUUAUUUUAGAGGAAAUUUUUCUUAAUUUAGAUGUAGAUAUCAUUUUAAUUGUUAAGAUUUUUAUGAUGAUAGGAUAUUAGUUAUUUCAAAUUUAAAAUAAUCAGUAACAAAAGAAUUAAUGAAUGAGUAUUUUUUAUAAUUUGGUUUGAUAAAAUCAGUAUUAUUAAAAAACGAUUAAGAAGAUAAAACAAAGGAUAAAACUAAAGUAUGUUUUGCUUUGUCUCUCACUUCUUUUGAUGCUUAAUAAAUAUUGUAGGAAUAUGAAAAUAAAUAAGUAGGAUUUCAUUAAACAAAAUUUAAUAUUUCAGAUUCUCCAGUGAAAAUUUAUAAACUUAAUUUUAAACAUAUUGAAUAUGAAAAGAUACUAACUGAAUUAUAUGAGCAAUAUUUACAAAAAAAAGAAGUUUAAAUUACUAUGAAGAAAAUAAUAGAAAUUAAAUCUAAAGAAUAUUUUAAAAGCUUUGAUUAAAUAAUAGAAGAAUUGGAAUAAUUUUAAUAACUAAAUUUACUUGAUUAAAAGUAUAUUAUCUAAUAGUUAACUUAUUAAAUUGUUUCGGUUUAAUCACAUUUAAAUUUAGUAGAUUAAAAAAGAAUAUCAUGUAUUGAUUAAAUUUUUAAAUAUUAGGUUUAAUAAUUAAUAAGUAUUAGAAAUUGGGAUAGAUAUUUGAACUUUAUAAAAAUCCUAUAAAAUUUACAUUAGAAAUAGAAGAAGCAGAGAAUAAAAUAAUCUUAGAUUUGCAUUCUGAAAUUAUUUAAAAAUAUAAGACUUUAGAUUCUAUAAUGAAUAAUUUCGAAGUAUUUUAUUCAUUAAAGGAUGAUUAAAAGAUUAAUAUCAUUAAAUUUCUUAUUAAAGAGCAAAUCAUUAAAGAAAAAUAAAUUACAGAUAAUGAAGCUAGUAAAAUAACUAAAUAAAUAAUGAAGAAAUUCAAUAACAAAAUCUAAGAUUUGAUUUGUUUUUUAGAAGAUAAAAAGGAAUUUUCGAAUGUUUUGAAAAAUAUGGAUUGA
Paramecium sonneborni is the source of this 1956-nucleotide messenger RNA. Lineage: Eukaryota; Ciliophora; Oligohymenophorea; Peniculida; Parameciidae. The record is from the annotation of a GenBank genome assembly.